AUGGAUUCCCUAAUGACGAACCCGUUGUGGCUCACCAUUGCCUAUGAGCUAGCACUUUACCUAUCUUUUACUGUGCCAACCGCCUUUCUCAUCAUAGCAACUCAAAGGUCAUCCGCUGUUCGAUGGGCCUGGGCGCCAUGCCUUCUUUAUAUCCUAUACCGAUUCUCUCUUCGGGUACCCUCUCUGUCGACGAGUCAAUUCCUGAAAGGUGUUGCAGCGGGCCAGGCAACUGUGGCUGCUCUGCAAUGCCUCAAUCUUCUCCUGAUCACGAAUUUAGACCAAACUGAUCUGCUACGGGCAAAUCUGUACGGUCCGUCUGCAGGUCUGCCUGCUCGUCUUUCUCGUGCCUGGGCAUUGCUGCUCAACUUCCGUGGAAUCGGCACGAUCUGGGAGGUCAGGAAUAUUCCCCAGCACGCAGCUUAUGUCCAACCAAAAGGUAAGAAUCAACCGCUAAGCCGGAAGCGGUAUGUCUUGCGGGAAAGUGCCAUCAUCAUAUGGCAGUACCUGCUCCUUGACUUCAUCUACGAGUCGACCAAAGGCACGUCCCCCGAGGACUUGGCGCGGCUCUUCGGCCCCGGCUUGGAAUUCAAGUACCUCGACGCAACGUUCGAACAAUGGAUGGGGCGCCUCUCCGUGGGGAUCUUCUCCUGGCUUGUACCUUCCCGCGUCUGUCUUAACAUUACUUCCCGCAUUUACUUCCUCAUCUUGGUGGUCUUGGGCAUUUCUUCUCCAGAGUCUUGUCGACCAGGCUUCGGCAGAUUGCGGGAUGUAUGCACCAUCCGUGGAGUCUGGGGCAAGUUCUGGCAUCAGUCCUUUCGUUGGCCACUUACCUCUGUCGGCAACUAUAUCGCAAGAGACAUCCUCGGGCUUCUCCGUCCCUCGCUCUUGGAACGCUACACCAACAUCUUCUUCACCUUUUUCACAUCCGGCGUAUUGCACCUUGUCUGCGAUGCUAUUCUGGGCAUUCCGCCGUCUAUGUCCGGCGCCAUGCAGUUCUUCUGCUCGUUUCCACUUGCUAUCAUGAUCGAGGACGGGGUUCAGGAAGUUUGGCGAAGAGCCACGGGCCAGAAAAAGGACGAUGAUCGUGUAGUGCCGCUCUGGCAGAGGCUCCUAGGAUAUCUUUGGGUGGGUGUCUGGAUGUGUGUCACAUCCCCGUGGUACUUGUACCCGGCUGCGCGGCAACAGGCGGAGAACAACUGGAUAGUGCCGACCGGUGUUGUAGAGGAAAUUGGCCUGGGAGCUGCGCAAAAACUUCUGCUGGGUUAUGGCCUGUUCGUGUACUGGGCGGUUGGUGGGGAGAUUUAA
Messenger RNA from Penicillium robsamsonii, 1305 nucleotides. It is a transcript of the gene pyr8, whose product is annotated as acetyltransferase pyr8. The transcript is spliced from 2 exons. Gene Ontology annotation, biological process: lipid metabolic process. NCBI's taxonomy places the organism in Eukaryota, Fungi, Ascomycota, Eurotiomycetes, Eurotiales, Aspergillaceae. The coding region runs from base 1 to 1305 and encodes 434 amino acids. The record is from RefSeq and is a predicted model, not a curated record.